UAAUCUUAGUUCUCCCCUACAACUUUAGCUUAAUCAAGAGAGUCAAGUUCGUUUUUUUUUUUUCUUUCUUCCCGCUAAAGCUUUAUUGACGCCACUUUUCUUCCCUUGUUGCUUAUGUUUGAUGUUGUGAUUCCAUCCAACCUAUAACUACUACAAUGUCUCACUCUCUCUUUAGCCAUUAACAAUAACAACCCAAACACAACACAAAGAACACAACAACAAUGACACUUUACAUGCCAUUGUUCAGAACAUGUUCAACUCUACGCCGUCUCACACAACUCCACGCUCACCUCGUUGUCACUUCACUCCACAACAACCCACUUGCAUCCACAAAGCUUCUCGAAUCAUACUCCCAAAUGGGUUCUCUUCAAUCAUCAAGACUCGUUUUUUACACACACCCUUCACCUGAUUCCUUCAUGUUUAGCGUCCUCAUCAAAUGCCAUCUAUGGAAUCAUCUUUUUCGCGAAGUUCUUUCACUUUUCAAUCAUCACAUUCAAAUGGGUUCCAAAUUGACGCAAAAUUGUGCUUUUUUGUAUCCUUCUGUUAUUAGAGCUGUUACUGGUGUUGGUGAGUUGAUUGUUGGAAGGAAGUUACAUGGAAGGAUUUUGAAAUCUGGGUUUUGUGAGGAUCGCGUUAUUGGGACUUCGUUGGUUGGAAUGUAUGGGGAGUUAUGUUUUUUAAGGGAUGCGAAGAAAGUGUUCGAUGAAAUGUGUGUGAGAGAUUUGGUUUUAUGGAGUUCGAUUAUAUCGUGUUAUGUUGAGAAUGGGGUUUAUAGAGAAGGGUUAGAGAUGUUUCGUUCGAUGAUUUGUGAAGGGAUUAGACCGGAUUCGGUUAUGUUGUUAAGUGUAGCGGAGGCUUGUGGGAAAAUUGGUUGUUUGAGGUUGGCAAAAUCGGUUCAUGGAUAUGUGAUGAGAGAAGGGAUGGUUGGUGAUGGGAGUUUGAGCAAUUCGCUUAUUGUUAUGUAUAGUCAGUGUGGUUACUUGUGUAGAGCGAAAAGGUUGUUUGAAUGUAUUGAUGAUCGAAGUACUUCGUGUUGGACUUCUAUGAUUUCGGCGUAUAAUCAAAAUGAGUGUUUUGAAGAGGCGUUGGAUGUUUUUAUUAAGAUGCAAGAUUCGGAGGUGGAACCGAAUGACGUGACAAUGAUUAGUGUUCUAAAUUCGUGUGCUAGAUUAGGUAGGUUAAAAGAGGGGAAAUCGGUUCAUUGCUUUGUUUUAAGGAAUGCAAUGGGUGUUACUGGUCUUGAUCUUGGGCCUGCACUAAUAGAUUUCUAUUCAGCGUGCUGGAAAAUGAGUAGUUGUGAAAAGCUUCUUCAUUCAAUAGGAAACGAAAACAUUGUAUCGUGGAAUACACUAAUAUCAUUUUAUGCUCGAGAGGGUUUAAAUGAUGAAGCCAUGGCAUUCUUUGCGUGUAUGGUGGCUAAGGGGAUAAUGCCAGACUCAUUUAGCUUAGCAAGUUCAAUUUCAGCAAGUGCAAGUUCUGGUUCAAUACAAUUUGGACAGCAGAUACAUGGUCAUGUCAUGAAAAGAGGUUUCUUUGAUGAAUUUGUUCAGAAUUCUUUGAUGGAUAUGUAUUCAAAAUGUGGCUUUGCGAGUUCAGCAUACACAAUUUUUAACAAGAUCAAGCACAAAAGCAUUGUGGCAUGGAACUGUAUGAUUUGUGGGUUUUCUCAGAAUGGAAUUUCAGUAGAAGCACUCAGCCUAUUUGAUGAGAUGUUCAAAAAUCGCCUCGAGAUUAACAAAGUAACCUUUUUAAGUGCAAUUCAAGCUUGCUCCAAUUUGGGUUAUCUUGACAAGGGAAAAUGGAUUCACCAUAAGAUCAUCGUAACUGGUAAUCAGAAUGAUCUAUAUAUCGAUACAGCUUUGGUCGACAUGUAUGCAAAGUGUGGAGACCUUCAAACAGCCCAAAAAGUUUUCGAUAGCAUAGUCGAGAAAAGUGUGGUGUCAUGGAGUACCAUGAUUGCUGCUCAUGGCAUACAUGGUCAAAUAAAUGCUGCCACCUCACUCUUCCAUAAGAUGGUUCUCUCAAAUAUCAAACCGAAUGAAGUAACCUUCAUGAAUAUCUUAUCUGCCUGCAGGCAUGCCGGAUCAGUAAAGGAAGGGAAGUUUUAUUUUAACACUAUGAGGGAUUAUUAUGGCAUAGUGCCUAAUGUAGAACAUUUUGCCUCCAUAGUUGACCUUCUAAGUCGUGCCGGUGAUAUCAACGGAGCCUAUGAAAUAAUUAAAUCGAUACGCACGCCAGUGGCUGCUAGCAUAUGGGGAGCUUUACUUAAUGGUUGUCGGAUAUACGGGAGGAUGGACAUGAUUGAGUACAUCGCUGAAGAACUCGGAGGAAUAAGUACAGAUGAUACAGGGUACUAUACUUUGUUAUCUAACAUAUAUGCUGAAGGAGGAAACUGGUAUGAAUCAAGAAAGGUGAGAUCAAAGAUGGAAGGAAUGGGCCUGAAAAAGGUACCUGGGUACAGUACAGUUGAGAUAGAUAGGAAAAUCUAUAGAUUUGGAUCUGGAGAUACUUCUGAAUGGCAAAUGAAAGAAAUUUGCAUGUUUUUAGAAAAUUUUCAAAGCUUGGCACAGGAACAAGGAUCUGAUGUAGAAUGCUUUAUGUUUAACAAUACUACUACUAGAGGUGGUGUGUUUUUUGAUGAUUUUAGUGUAUAUAACUUGCAGAGAGAAGCUAGCAAUCACAUUGGGAAUAAAUCAGUCCUACUUUAGAACUAUACCAAUUUCUUAGGAUUCUUUGA
Molecule: messenger RNA, 2737 nt
Organism: Medicago truncatula (barrel medic)
Lineage: Eukaryota; Viridiplantae; Streptophyta; Magnoliopsida; Fabales; Fabaceae
Product: putative pentatricopeptide repeat-containing protein At1g69350, mitochondrial
Exons: 1
Coding region: 222-2708 (828 amino acids)
Biological process (GO): RNA modification
Molecular function (GO): RNA binding; protein binding
Source: RefSeq, a predicted model, not a curated record